Molecule: messenger RNA, 2279 nt
Organism: Ochlerotatus camptorhynchus
Lineage: Eukaryota; Metazoa; Arthropoda; Insecta; Diptera; Culicidae
Gene: Exo70
Product: exocyst complex component 7
Exons: 5
Coding region: 75-2201 (708 amino acids)
Biological process (GO): exocytosis
Cellular component (GO): exocyst
Molecular function (GO): phosphatidylinositol-4,5-bisphosphate binding
Source: RefSeq, a predicted model, not a curated record
CGUCACCUAACUGUUUAUUAUUGGAAAACGAAGAUUCGAAUAAAAAAGUGUUUUUCCAGAAAAAAAAAGUGAAAAUGACGAAUUUAGAAAAUACCCUGCAAAUAGAAACGAAGCUAGAAAAGGAACGAACGAACCAAGCCCUACUGAAAGAUCGGGUGGAAAAGUAUUCGGAACUGACCAAGUCGAUGUCAAAAAUUUUAAACUCCUUCGAGCAGCGCUUGGGAAAGUUGGAACAAACCAUUCUCCCGGUUUACAACGUCACUAAAAAUUUGCAGAAGCAGCAGCAAAAUCUAGAUUCAACUCUAAACUGUCUGGAACAGGUACUGUCCCACUACGACGCCUCGCAGGAUGUGUGUAAUCUGAUUCAUCAGGGACCGUCGGAGGGCAACAUAACCGGUUUCCUGGACGGUUUGAACAAACUCAAAAAGGCUAAGGAUUACUUCCUGAAUAACAAUCCGCAGAGCGUGGAGCUGGAGAACGUGACGAGUCUGUUCAAUAAUGGCUGUGAAACGCUAAAUAACCACUUGAAAUCGCUUCUCAAGAAGCACAGCACUCCGAUGAGACCGGUCGAUCUGCUGGAUUUGAUCUACAUCGAGGAGGACUCGUCCAAUGAGGAUUGCCCUUCGAUCAAGCAACUGCCGACAAGCACCCGGGAGGAGCUGAACACCAUCGCCCAGUGGUUGGACAACAAUCUGCGGCGGGAGUACGUGCAAAUAUACGGCGACGAACGAUCAGAGGUGAUUGUGCGUUCGCUGCAGAAUCUGAAGGACCACCAGAAGAGUGGAAGCUGGGGGAAUGAACCGUUGAAGUCGAGAUACUACGGACGACCCUCGGAUGCCGGUGUAAAAAAGUCAACGUCCGCCAGGUUGCAACAAAUCUUCGAACGUAAAGCCAACAAGAUGCUGAUAAAAGCUCAAACCCUUGGCCAGUCGGCCGCACUGGCCAUGCGUAAGAAUUCCUCCUUCGGUGACAUCUUGGCGGCCGAAGAGUAUGGCAACGACAACGAUCAAGAGCUGGAAAAGUAUCUGGUACUACUGCUCGGGCUUCAGAAGCUUCUAGUUUGGGAACGCCAGCUUCUGAAUGAUAUCAUUCCGACAUCCCGCCACAAUGAGGUCUUUUCUCGGCUCUCUCAACCAUCGAUCGAAAUGGUCGUCAAAGAUGCCGAAGCCAUCACUGGGCGAGUGCUGAGGAGCAUCAGUCGCAAGGAAUGGUCCGCUGCUUUGGGAACCUUCUCCGCACUGAAGCACGUGCAAAUCCUUCAACCCGACAUUGAUAAAAUUUGCGAUACUGCUCAACGGCAGCAACUCGGUGGGGUGCUGAACAAACUCCAGCAAACCGGUUCCAAAGCCCUGGAGCAAUUCAUCGACGCCGUCAAGAAUGAUACGGGAAGCGGUGGAAUGGUCAGCAUGAGCUCCAGCACCAUCAGCUACGGAGGGGGCUCGAAUGUACCGAAAGAUGCCACCGUCCACGAACUGACCUCCAAUACCAUCUGGUUCCUGGAGCAGCUCCAGGAACACUGCGAAACCAUCGGAAGCAUUCUUCAGAUGGAUCCAAUCUACACCAACGACCUGGAUCGAAUCGCUUCCCACAAAACCGUCUCGCUAGAACAGAAGAAUAAAGCCCUUCUCGGUAUUUACGUGCGGAAAGUGCUCGCCGAACUAAACUACACCAUCGCCGCCAAAUCCGAGCAGUACGGAGAUGUAGCGAUGAAACAACUGUUCAAGCUGAACAACACCCACUACAUCUUGAAGUCGCUUCAACGCUCGAACCUAAUUGACGUUGUUGCCCUUACGGAGCACGAUUGCGAGAAACGCUACCAGAAAAUGACGCAAGACCUGAAGAAAGCCUAUCUCAGCUCGUGGUCCAAGCUGCUGGCAUGCAUUGCCCCACUGGAAGACGUUCCGAAACCGACCGGCGGCCGGGUGAAAGACAAGGAACGAGCUAUUAUCAAGGAGCGGUUUUCCUCGUUCAACAAGGAACUUGACGAGGUGGUACGGACGCAGCGUGCCAUCUCCGUGCCGGAUGGGCUGCUGCGGGAGGGCAUCAAGCGGGACAACACCGAGCACAUUAUUCCGCAGUACAAUGCGUUUUUUGAGAUCUACUCCGAAGUACAGUUCAGUAAGAAUCCGGAAAAGUAUGUCAAAUAUCGACCGACGGAUGUGACCGCGAUGCUGAAUAGCUUCUUUGAUGAUACUAUUUAAGGUAGUUGAAGUAAUGGUUAAAUUAUGAAUAUUUAAAAUACAGAUUUAUAAUUGCAUACAUGUAGAAGCAUGUAAGUC